Punctularia strigosozonata HHB-11173 SS5 is the source of this 856-nucleotide messenger RNA. RefSeq lists its product as uncharacterized. The transcript has 6 exons. Lineage: Eukaryota; Fungi; Basidiomycota; Agaricomycetes; Corticiales; Punctulariaceae. The record is from RefSeq and is a predicted model, not a curated record. Bases 322 to 636 code for a protein of 104 amino acids.
GCGAUGUUGCAUUAGGGGUGGGUGCAUAGUAUGUUCCUAGCGAUCGUCCGAGACCGCUGCUCAGCUGACAUGCCUUCCAUGUCUUUCUCCAUCGCGAGGUCAAUGACGUCAGACACAGAAAAUCUCCAUUGAAGGCUUUGCUUGGUCAGAGCGUCUAUGUCCGUAUAAACUUGGGAGAAGGCAAGAGAAGCGGCAUUAACGACUUGAACGACGGUUGCUCGGAAGUCGCGAUCUUUGAUGUGCUGGAACCGUCCGUUCUCGUCGGGUGCAAGCUUGAGUUCGGUGACUCGGGUUAUCAGCUUGAGCCUGCAGAGAGCGGCAAUGACCAAUGUUGGCGGCAGAAUGAGCUUGUCCCUAGUUGACGUCGGCGUUACUUCCUACCGUCAUCCUCAGCACCAGGAAAGAAUCACCAUGGUAUCUGGUGCCAUGUCGUACGAAUGUAGUCUUGGAUCUCGUCCUGAACAACCCGCUUCCCUGCGGAUGCGUCCUCAAAAAAUGCAAGCGUUUGGCCCGACAUGUUGUUCCGUUGAUUCAGCUCCGGGUGGAUGUGCAAUUUCAGGUUUAUCUUUGCGUAUUUAUAUUCAUGAAGCGUUCUCCCAGUGUGUAUGUGUUUUGGAUGUUGCGCAACCCUCCUGAUAGUCAAGGCACGACCCGCUGCUUGACGGGAGUAGCGUGAAGCCGAUGAUCAGGUCAAGGAACCUGCAAGCCACUCGGUGGUGACGAAUCACCGAUGUGUAUGUUCACCGUACGUGUACAAUUGCGGUCACGCUUUCCACAAAUAAACACUGCGAAUCCCACGCCUUCUCGCCAACAUUAUCCUACAUUAUCGCGGCCGGGCGGACAUUCGCCUGGAGCA